AUGCUAGAACUGCCACCUGGCCAAUACCAGAAUACUAAGCCGAUUGUGAUCAAGCGGAACGUCAGCCUGGUGGGGUCCAGUGGUGCUCGAACACAGCUGUCAGGCAGCUUCAUCUUUGAGAUAGGGGCCGAGUACGCUGUCUUGCGAAACGUGGACGUUGUGAACAGUCGCCGAUUUGUUGCCGUGCACCUCCGGUGCGCAGGCCGGCCAAGGGUGGAAGGCUGCCGCAUUGAGAGCCGGGGCAUUGGCAUCCUGGCCGAUCCUCCUCUCGACGCUGAAUCCAUCCCUGGUGUUUCGAACUGUCGCAUUGGACCUGCUUGGCAGGGGCUGGUUGUAGCUGGGCGCUGCAAGGGCAUCUUUGAAGGCUGUAUCAUCUCUGACUGCCGAUCUGCUGGCAUACGGCUACGGAACGAUGCGAAGCCAGUGCUCCGGUCCAACGUGAUCAUCGGUUGCGGAGGCCCGGGCCUGCUGACCUGGAAUCGGGCAUCCCCAACAAUGGAGGAGAACACCUUCAUCCACAACUCCAAGAAUUCCGAUGGAGGAGGAACGACGGUGAAUGACCAAUGA
Molecule: messenger RNA, 567 nt
Organism: Symbiodinium natans
Lineage: Eukaryota; Dinophyceae; Suessiales; Symbiodiniaceae
Source: the annotation of a GenBank genome assembly